AGACAGAAGAUCCUCAAAAGGAGCUCGCAGCAGAACAUCCACGUGAGACAUGCAUUGGGAGGGUCCUCUGUGUUACCAAGGCCGACACAUUCACAGAGACAAAGUGACAAGGAACUUCUGGAGGAGGAUGUGCCAGGACAGACAUCCUCAGAGGAAGCCUCAGGGGUUCACAUGAUGCGCGUGGACCCAGCCACACUGGUGAAGUUUGUGCCGGAGCAUCUGCAGGAGUGGUCCAGUGACAGCGAAGGCGGACCCAGAGGAUGUGGAGAAAUCCUCAGGAGUUCCCCAAAGGAACUGGGAGACUCCACCAUUACAGGCAGCCAUCAGCAGACGUCAGCAAGUCCCUCCGCUGCCUCUGCAGAAGCAGCAACAGAAAAGACAAAAGUGGAAGAGGAAGUGAAAACCACGCAUCCCUGCCCCUGCCCCUUUAUUUUAUUGUCCUUUUUAUUGUCCCUGCCCCUUCUGCUUCCAUGGUGGAAGCAGGGGGAGCAAAACCGAAAAACAUCUGCUGAAGAACGGAAAGGAAGUCAAAAAGCAAGCAGGACCCUUACCACAGGUAAUAAGCAGCUGAAAUGA
Piliocolobus tephrosceles (Ugandan red Colobus) is the source of this 576-nucleotide messenger RNA. RefSeq names its product protein FAM153A-like. The record is from RefSeq and is a predicted model, not a curated record. NCBI's taxonomy places the organism in Eukaryota, Metazoa, Chordata, Mammalia, Primates, Cercopithecidae.